This is a messenger RNA of Astyanax mexicanus (Mexican tetra), 1284 nucleotides long. RefSeq names its product high mobility group nucleosome binding domain 6 (gene hmgn6). The transcript has 6 exons. Gene Ontology annotation, biological process: chromatin organization. Gene Ontology annotation, molecular function: nucleosomal DNA binding. The coding region runs from base 144 to 434 and encodes 96 amino acids. The record is from RefSeq and is a predicted model, not a curated record. Lineage: Eukaryota; Metazoa; Chordata; Actinopteri; Characiformes; Acestrorhamphidae. Gene Ontology annotation, cellular component: nucleus; chromatin.
AUUCAGCCACUAGCUCUAAUGCUCCUGUGUGUUUACUACUGUAUUUAGGAUAAGGAGACGGUCACGUAUAUAUGCUGCGAGGCGCCAGGCAGCAAAACUCUCGCUUUUAGUAGUUUUUCAAAGACACCCUUCAGGAAGCCAACAUGCCCAAAAGAAAGGGAGCCGAAGGUGACGCAAAGGAGGAGCCUCAGAGGAGAUCUGCACGGUUAUCUGCAAGGCCGGCUCCUCCCAAGCCUGAACCAAAACCAAAAAAGACAGCUAAGAAAGACAAAGCGGUUAAAGACAAGAAAGAGGACAAAAAGAGCAAGGCGAAGGCCAAGGAGUCCACAGAGCCAGAGGCCAAUGAGGAGAACCACUCAGAAAACGGAGAUGCCAAGGCUAAUGCGGUUGAGGAGACUCCUGAUGACGCCAAGGACGAAGCAAAAUCGGAGUAGCAUCACUGCCUCCCAUUGGCCCUCUCUUCCUUUCCACUUUCCCCUUGCCCCCCUUUUUUCUCUUUUUCCCCCCAAAACGCUCCCGGUCUCAUGUUAUUGCCCCUCUCUCUUCCAGGCAUAUUGUUAACAGAGGAAUAUUUUUAUCAAUGAUUUUAUAAGUAUCGAUACAGAUUUUUAGCACAAACUUAAAGCUAAACGCGGAGCACCUUGCAGAUUUGCAGUGGUCAUAUCAAGUGUCUGCGAGAUGAACACACUAAAAAAAAAAAAAAAAUCUUUUUUUUAAAUGGCAUUUCAUGAGUGUCGAUAGGUUGUUUGGUCUAGUAAGAGCAUACCUGCUUCUAAAGUUUUGAGUGUUGUCCUGUUUUCCACCCAUCCUUACCCCCCUUCUAUCUGAACUAUAUUACGAUAUGAUGAGUGAAUUUUAUUUUUUCUUUCUUUUAUUUUUUUUUUUACCUUGCGUACGUGCAGUGAGUCUCCUUCCUUUUGUUUCUUGUACUAGUUCUUUUUUUCUCAUUUCAAUGUAUUGUUCAUAAGACAGAGGAAUACCGAAGAAGAAAAAAAACAUCAGAAAACAUUCCGGGGCAGAGUUACAUGGGCUGAUUUAUUUCAACUUACCCUGCAGUUAAAAAAAAAUCAAAAAACAAAAACAUGGAAAAGAAUAUUUUGUUUAAAUUAAAAAGAAAAAAAAAUAAGAGCAGCUCAUCCAAGGCUAUGCUGUUAUACAAGAUUUUCUAAAUGAUGACAUUUUUUAGGAUGAAAUUCUAACCUUUAUUGAAGUGUGCAGGUGUCCAUGUAUCCUAUCUAAUGUUCUGGAUGUCUCUUAAUAAAGAAAAGCGUAGAAUUUUCCUCA